Molecule: messenger RNA, 1292 nt
Organism: Nannospalax galili (Upper Galilee mountains blind mole rat)
Lineage: Eukaryota; Metazoa; Chordata; Mammalia; Rodentia; Spalacidae
Gene: Klf2
Product: Kruppel like factor 2
Exons: 3
Coding region: 93-1157 (354 amino acids)
Biological process (GO): regulation of transcription by RNA polymerase II
Molecular function (GO): DNA-binding transcription factor activity, RNA polymerase II-specific; RNA polymerase II cis-regulatory region sequence-specific DNA binding
Source: RefSeq, a predicted model, not a curated record
AUAAGGCCUGGGCGCGCCCGGCCGUGGCCCCAGAGUCGUUCCCGCCGCCCACCUUCUCCGUCUCCCCCGUGCUCCUCCCCGGGUCCCCCACCAUGACGCUGAGCGAGCCCAUCCUGCCGUCCUUCUCCACCUUUGCCAGCCCGUGCCUCGAGCGCAGCCUCCAGGAGCGCUGGCCACGCACCGAGCCGGAGGCCAGCGGCACGGACGAAGACCUCAACAGCGUACUAGACUUCAUCCUGUCCAUGGGACUGGACGGGCUGGGCGCCGAGUCCGCCUCGGAGCAGCCGCCGCAGCCCCCGCCGCCUUCUUUCUAUUACCCGGAGCCCGGAGCCCCUCCGCCCUACGGCUCCGCCGCGGGUGGCCUGGUGUCGGAGCUGCUGCGGCCGGAGCUGGACGUGCCUCCGGGGCCCGCACUGCAGGGUCGCUUUCUGCUGGCACCCCCGGGACGGCUGGUCAAGGCAGAGCCCCCGGAGGUGGACGGCGGUGGCUACGGCUGCGCCGCGGGCCUGACUCGUGCGCCCCGGUGUCUGAAGCGAGAGGGAGCCCCGGGAGCGGCAGGUGCAUGCAUGCGGGGUCCCGGGGGCCGUCCUCCGCCUCCCCCGGACACACCACCGCUCAGCCCCGACGGCCCCGCGCGCCUGCCGGCACCCGGACCCCGCAACCCGUUCCCGCCGCCCUUCGGUGGCCCAGGCUUCGGAGCCCCGGGGCCCGCGCUGCACUACGGGCCACCUGCACCCGGCACCUUCAGUCUCUUUGACGAUGCUGCUGCUGCAGCAGCAGCGCUGGGGUUGGCGCCGCCCGCUGCCCGAGGUCUUCUCACGCCGCCCUCAUCCCCGCUGGAGCUGCUGGAGGCGAAACCCAAGCGCGGCCGGCGCUCCUGGCCCCGCAAGCGCGCAGCCACGCACACCUGCAGCUACACCAACUGCGGCAAGACCUAUACCAAAAGUUCGCACCUGAAGGCGCACCUGCGCACGCACACAGGUGAGAAGCCUUACCACUGUAACUGGGACGGUUGUGGCUGGAAGUUCGCCCGCUCAGACGAGCUCACCCGCCACUAUCGAAAGCACACAGGCCACCGGCCCUUCCAGUGCCACCUGUGUGACCGUGCCUUCUCCAGAUCCGACCACCUGGCCCUGCACAUGAAGCGACACAUGUAGCUGGUCACUCUCGUUGCCGAUGCCUGGCCGUGGCAGGUCCCAUGCACAGGCUCGGACACCUUGCAAACUGUGACUGUAUUUAUUAGACUCCGAGGACCCGGCUGGGCAGUGUGGCCACACUUGGGGGCAGCCCCU